AUGCGCACUUCCCCUCUCCUCUCCUAACAGACAUUUUUCUAAUUCCAGUUGAGUGGAAACGGCUCACCGUCCGUCCGUAGCAACAGAGACAUCUGACUUCGAUUUGCUGGAAAAACGUCUGCAUCUUUCACUGACGAGAUAUCAGAGUCAAGAUGUUUUACACAUGUGGACCCAAUGAAGCAAUGGUGGUGUCUGGUUUUGGCCGUUCUCCUCCUCUAAUGAUUGCUGGAGGAAGAGUGUUUGUCAUCCCAUGUAUUCAGCAGAUCCAGAGAAUCACACUCAAUACCUUGACUCUCAACGUGAAGAGUGACAAAGUCUACACCCGUCAUGGUGUGCCUAUCUCUGUGACUGGCAUUGCACAGGUGAAGAUCCAGGGCCAGAACAAGGAGAUGUUGGCCACCGCCUGUCAAAUGUUUAUGGGCAAAUCUGAGGCUGAGAUUGCCGUGAUUGCGCUGGAGACACUGGAGGGGCACCAGAGAGCCAUCAUUGCCCAUUUGACUGUGGAGGAGAUCUACCAGGAUCGUAAGAAAUUCUCAGAGCAGGUCUUCAAGGUGGCCUCAUCUGAUCUGGUCAACAUGGGCAUUGGUGUCGUCAGCUACACACUCAAGGAUGUUCAUGAUGAUCAGGACUACCUUCACUCCCUAGGUAAAGCCAGAACAGCCCAGGUGCAGAAGGAUGCCAGGAUUGGAGAGGCUCAGUACAAACGAGAUGCCGUUAUGAGGGAGGCCCACGCAAUGCAAGAGAAGGUUUCAGCUCAGUACAAGAAUGAGAUUGAGAUGGCAAAAUCCCAGAGAGACUAUGAGCUGAAAAAGGCAGCCUAUGAUGUUGAGGUCAACACCAAGAAGGCUGAGUCAGAGAUGGCCUAUCAGCUUCAGGUGGCCAAGACCAAGCAGCGUAUUGAGGAGGAGAAGAUGCAGGUGCAGGUGGUGGAGCGCACACAGCAGAUUACCCUGCAGGAGCAGGAGAUCAUCCGCAAGGAGAUGGAGCUGGAGGCCAAAAUUAAGAAGCCUGCAGAAGCAGAGAAAUACCGACUGGAGAGGUUGGCUGAGGCUCAGCGCCUGCAGCUGAUCAUGGAGGCUGAGGCUGAGGCCGAGUCCAUCAAAAUGAAAGGCGACGCAGAAGCUUUUGCCCUUGAGGCUAAGGGUCGUGCUGAGGCAGAGCAGAUGUCCAAGAAAGCCGAGGCCUUCAAGCAGUACAAAGAUGGAGCCAUGGUGGACAUGCUGCUGGAGAAGCUGCCACUGAUGGCAGAGGAGAUCAGCAAGCCACUGUCAGAGGCCAACAAGGUCACUAUGGUGUCCAGUGGCGGCUCAGAGGUGGGAGCUGCCAAACUUGCCGGAGAGGUGCUAGAAAUCAUGACCAGGCUGCCUGCCGCUGUGGAGAAACUCACUGGAAUCGACAUCUCCCAGGCUGGAGGAAGGACUGGCAUGGUGCAUUAAGAAGAGAUGAGAGUAGGAAGUAUCAGGAGAGGUGUCACCAAUAUCCACUCAAGGAGCUCCUUGUGCCUAUAACCACUGUACCGACUCUGCUACACCAUAGUCCGUUUGUCUGUGUGCAUGCACGUGUUUCACUUGUGUCUCAUUUGUCGCCCUCCUUUACAGUAUGUGGUUUCUUUUCAUGUCCUGGGUCUGAGCUGUUGAGCUUUCUGCGGUGGGUGACUGCAAAAGCAGCUGCAAAGGAUAGAAUUAUUAAUGAAGCUACUUUUUUCCUAGGAAGAGACAAAAACCUCAGCCCACUUUAACAAGUGAUUGUCCAAAUAGAGUUUCUAUCUUUGUUGUUUUAUACUUCACCUUCGGUAUGCAAUUUUAAAUUGUUAUAGCUCACAGUAAGCAGCCUCAUUACCCCUGCUGAAGGACUGGGGUCUGUAAACUGUCAUUCAUUUUUAAAAAAAAAAAAAAAUUUAAUGUAGAAAAGUUCAUGGCUGAAAGUUUUGGUGCCUUUAACAACUCACUGUUUCAUAGCUUUCUCUGCUUUAGUCGUAGUUCUUUACUAAUUACUUAUCAGAGCCUAGUUUGAUGUUAUAUUGUUCUCUGUCCAACAUAAAGAGACAAAGAUGGGUUGUUGCUUGUUUACUCCAUGUAUCUGUUGUAACGACGUUCCUGGACCCCAAAUCAUAUCAGUUGUACUGCAAAUGGAAGGAUUUGUUUUGUGUUUCAGACUGAAAGGGAAGGAAGUGGUUGAUGGGAACAAGCUAAAUGGUUUCCUGUAAAAAGCAAUGAAAGUAGGUUAUGGUGGAAAAAAAAACUGUUUUGACUUUGCUGCAGUGUCGUCUGGAGUCUUGGUCUUGAUAUCUAGAGAGUAAAGAAGAAGGCUCUCUUUUACUAACUUGCUAACUAACUAGCCUGCUGCUUUAAUGCACUUGGUGCCUGGAGUUUAAACUAACAAACGGGGAAUAGUAUGACUUUUUAUUUGGUUACUGAUUUGUCAUGACAAUGUGAUGCUGAGUAUUACAAAUUUUGGCAGAUUUGAGCUCUGACAGUUAUAGAAGGUUAUAAAUGACAGUUCAGUACCUCUGAUUUGGAGCCGAUUUCUUUUUGAGAUUUUUCACUACGCUGCAGAGCCUUAUGCAUUUUGUUAUUGCCAAGUGCCUGGUCAAAACUCCUCAACAGUCAAGUUGACUUUCUGUGACUAAGCUUCUUAUACUUCUCUGUCAGGUUAUCGUUCCUCAUAUGCAACUGAUCAUAAGCCAUUGGUCGUCGCCAACGACAGCUGUAGACGAAAGCCAAAUCUGUCUGUACUUCUUUUGUACGUUUCUCCUGACUAAUCUUUCACUUUCCUUGAAAUUGCGCUGGUGCAUGUCUAUCCUUUAAAGUGUUUGUAAGCUCUUUUUACAUAGUGUGGAAGUUGUAUACUAGUGUCAAAUAUUCAAGAUUUAUCUGUAGUGAAAUGUUCUGUAGACAAUAAAAUGUUAUGUUAUCAGCGAAAA
Molecule: messenger RNA, 2923 nt
Organism: Acanthopagrus latus (yellowfin seabream)
Lineage: Eukaryota; Metazoa; Chordata; Actinopteri; Spariformes; Sparidae
Gene: flot1b
Product: flotillin 1b
Exons: 13
Coding region: 153-1436 (427 amino acids)
Biological process (GO): protein kinase C signaling; positive regulation of cell-cell adhesion mediated by cadherin; protein localization to plasma membrane
Cellular component (GO): plasma membrane
Source: RefSeq, a predicted model, not a curated record